GUAUGUUACGCAGAGGUUUUGACCAAUGAGCUGAUUGUGCGUUUUAUUUUGAACGUGAAGGUGGCGGUUUAGACGAUAACGCUUGUUUUUACAAUAUCAGUCAAGUCAGGAUUAAAAUAAACAGUAACGUUCAUAAAUCGCUUAUAAGAUAUUACUCUCAAAACAUGUCAUCUGUCAAUGGCUUGUCAAAUACCAAACCAGACAGAGUCCCGCUCAGAGAUGUACAGAAUGAACUGUUAAAUAUGCAGGACACUCCAACUCUUAUGGUUAAACAUGCAUCGACGCAUGUGAAGGACUCAAACAUGAAGCAUGAAGUUGCUCUUGGUGAAAAUCCAUCAAGCCUAACUAUCACAACAGAUGUCAAUAAUAGUGGUCAAACUGUGGAUGCCACUGAUGAACAUCAAGACCUCAUACUAAAAUCUUUUGCUUGCCUUGAAGGAGAAGUAGUAGUUGAGGAUGAACCUGUACUGUCAGAUAUAUCUGUUUUAAUCGGCCAUCUUGGAUUGGAGGAUAAUGUUCCACUUCAAAGAGACCCUAAUGAGACUAAUAUAAUUGAGGACACCAAGGAUAAUGAGACCAGCGAAGAGCAUGUUGAUCAUCCAUACUCUUGUAGGAGCAGAUCUACAGGUUACGGUGCCUCAUCCAUACUGCAUCAGGAUGUAGAGGUGGAAAAUGUUACAUUUAAAUCAUUUAUGUGCUUCGGUGGAGAGGUUCUUGUUUCAGAUAGCUCGGCUAUCUCUAAUGAAUCCAUUAUCAUAAAGGAUCUUGCAUCUGGAAAUAACUCUCAAUACAAAGCUACUCCUGUUUCUAAAGUGGACACAGAGGUUGUAUCUUUAAACCCUCAACCUUUAGGCCACUCCUACUGUAACUGGAAGAGUCACGAGUCUUUUAUUGAAGAUGGCUGCAACAUCAGUACAAUCAAUGAUGCAUCUCAAUCAACUGUUGAGCACAAUGUUGGUACUCAAUGUGAGCACCCUGAUCUCUCAGAAGGAUGUUGUGGUGUAUCUAAUGAGCAAGAAGAGAUCACAUUAAAAAGCUUGAGCUGUUCUGGGGUUGAAAUAGAAAUUGCUGAUCUAUCCAAGGUGUCAGAAAUGUCUUUACUUCAAGAUAAUCUUGCUGAGGAACAAAGUCUGAAUUGUGUAAAUGAUGUCACUGAAAAUUAUGGUCAAAGCUUUGCUAGUUUGACUCCUGGAAGCAAGCAUAUUGAUCAUAUGUACUGCCAUGCUAAGGAAAUGUCUCAGGUCCUAAAUGUGUCAAGCACUGAAAACGAGCUCUUUUCCAAGUCACAAUGUCUUUCGGAAAGGUCUGGAAAUACAGUUGAUGCAACAUCACCUUUUGGACACAUUACAGAGGAAAAGUUUGUGUCUGUGAGAUGCCUUGAAAUGAAGAAAUCAAAAACACAUGAGCAGUCAAGCCAACACUUGUCUGCAUCGAAUUGUGAAAAUAAAACUGAAAGUUCAGAUGUUUCAAAGUUAAACAACAGUGAUGACAAACCCAAGAAGCCCAAGGAUGAUGAAUCUUCUGUCAUGACUGCAAAGCAUCUGGAAGAGCUUGAUCCACAGUUUAUGACAGAAAUAAAGGAGCCAGUUUCACACUCUGAGGAAACCCUUUGUCCUCAAGUUGCUGUUUUGGAAAAUGUUGACAGAGAAACCAACAUUCCCAAAGAUAAGACACUGAGUUUAAAGGAUGAAGAGAUACACCCAGAGAUUGAAGUUAUGCGAUUAUGUGAUGCAUCAAGUCAAGCCAUCUCAGAUCAUCAAGAUCUUCCUAGUGCUAUUGCUCUAACAAGAUCUUGUACUCCUAAGACACCCACCCUAAGUAGGAGUGUUUUGCAUGAUCCGUCAGCCGAGAACCCAAUGAGCCAUCUGUGGCCCGAGCUCCCGGAGAGUCCCAUGCCACCUCCUCUGUUGAACUCUACAUCCCUGGUUAAUGCUUUUAGCUACACACCUGUUCCUUCAGAUCCACCCAAGAAAAAGGAUGUGAAACCUUCUGCAGACCAUCAGAAUGAGUUAAAUGCCCCUCCAGUUUUCGGCAAUGGGCCUUUACAGGAACAACUAAGACAAAUGGCUGAACUGUUGAUAGUUGCUUCAGGAAAGAUGGUUGUUCCUGCUCCAGCACCAGUGAAUCACCACAAUGUUUCAGUGGGCACUUCUCCAGUAUCAACGCGCAGUGUUUGUGUGUGGAGCACACCAGUUCAGCGAAUGGAGCGCAGUGUUAAUACUUCAACAACGGAGAUUUGCAAACAGGCUAAUGUUUCUGAUGCUAGCACUUCAACAGACUCCCUUCUAUGGAAUUUGUCUCCUGGAAAUCUAGAGCAUCUGUCUAGAACUGAGUUGGAGCAGAGGUUGACCUCUACGCUCAUUAUGGUGGAGGUUCUUACCCAACAGCUCACUUCUUCUCGGGCUCAUAAUCCAAGCAAAGAUGCUUCGCCAUCUGAUCUCAGAGAAAAGCUCAUCCAGACAGACCACACUGAGCUCAGACAGAAUGGCACAUACAGAGAUUUGUAUGGGACUGCCCUGGAGAGAAUUCAGUGUCUUGAGUACGAUCAGGAGAUUCUUCACAGUCUAUAUAACAGCAUUCAAGCAAUGAGGGUUGGACUGAACUCAUUUAAGUCAAGCACAGAGGAUGCCAUCCUCAAGAUGAAACAGAUUGGAGCUUCUGUUACUGCAGAUCAAGAAACUUUAUCUAGACAGGCCAGUCAGAUGAAGUCUCUUUAUGGGAGGUAUAAGGGAACACUUCAAAGAAUGGAGGAGAAGAUGAAAGACAUGAAGCAGCGUAUGGAUGCGGCACUAGAGGAGAAGGAAGCUGCCUUCAGCGUAACCCAGCAGUUGCGGGACCAUCACAUUUCCCAGGUGGCUGAGCUAGAGGACACAAUUGGGUCUCACCAGGAACUAAUGUCAGCACUCAAACUGGCCUACCCAUCACUGGUUGUACUGAGCAAGUCAUACACAGAAUCCUUCAGUGCAGCAAGUGUCCAUUCGAGAAGGAUGCAAGAGGAUAACAAAAAAUUGUUUAAGGAGCUGAGAAAGGCUCAGGAACUGGUUCAGAGGAUAAACCCAGUACUUCGCCAUCUCCAUCAGAGAACCACAACUGCCAUGGAGCAGAGCAAGCAGCAUUUGGAAAUAAGAGACCGAGCCGUGGAAGAGAGAAACAUGAUGGAAAAUGAACUAGAGCACAUGAGGUCAAGCUUGCAAGAUGCCAGUCAGCAGAUUUCAGACUUGAACAUGCAGCAGACCAUCAUGACUUCAGAGAUGUUAGUCCUAAGAGAGCAGCUGAAUCAGGCAGAAGAUGAGCGCUUUCUGCUGCAGAGGAGAAGCACUGAGCUCUCAGCCACAGUCACGUCCACACUGGCCUCUUACGCCUUCCUGGAACAGACCCUCGCCUCUGAGACCAGCAAGUUGCAGCAGUCAGUGUGUGAUGCACAGCAAGCUACAGAGAGAGCCAACUGUCUUGAAGAAGCGCUGGAAACUUCUAGGAAACAGCUAGAGGAAUUUGAGGAAGCACUGUUACAGAGAGACAUCUUGAUUAAAGAGCUCCAAACUGAAGCUGAGAUUCACCGCCGUCAGCUCGGUCAGAUGGAUCAACUUCAGACUGAACUCUCCAGUGCCAAAGAAAUGAGUGAAUUCUUGCAGGCAGAAAAUGAACUGGCACGUGAACAGAUGGAAGAAAGUGAGCGACUGCUGCGAUGCCAUUUACAGGGCCUUAGAGAGAGAAACCUGGAGUGUGAAGACCUCAAACUUGCACUGGAGCAGCUGCGGCUUGAGAAAGAGUCUCGACAGGAAGAGCUGGACACCACACGGGACAAAGCUCGGAGGAUGUUGCUGGAACAGGGAGAGCAGAUGGCUCAGGCGUGUAAUGAUGUCAUGCUCCUAAACCACAGAGUUUGCAAUCUCACAAACAUCCUAAAGGAAUCCCUAACCUCCAAGGAGUCAAAGUCCUCUGAAAACACUCUGCAAACUCAUCGACAUCCCUCCAGCUCUUUUGUGGAUUCUAUUAUGGUGGCUAUUAUGAAGACACAAGAACCUGAAACAGAGACUUCACAGGAUUCAGAGGAGAGGGAAGAGCCACAAGACUGUAUUGGCAGCGAAACCAGCGCUUUUACCCGAAUACUGCAAACUACACAGACUGAAGUAAAAGAGGUGAGACGGAGCCAUAUGCUGGAGCUGUUGUCUGAUUUGGGUGAGUCCAUCUCAGAUCUUCUAUUGAACUUAGACCAACUGAGAGUUCAGAAGGACAUGGAGCAGCAGACUCUGAAACAGACCAUAUGUGGCCUGCAGGAGGCGAUGCAGGAAGCAUCUCAGACACACACCCUGGAGGUCUCGCAGCUGCGGCAGACUGUGGACAGACUGCAGGCUCAGGUGGACAAAGAUGCUUUGGUCCUGCAGCAAAAAGCUCAGGAUGAAAGAAACCUGAGGAAACUCUGCAGUGAGAUGGAGGAGAAUAUGGAAGCGGCACACAAAUACAAAGCAGAGAAUAAUGAGUUGCGUCGAGAAGUUGCUGAUUUGCGUCGGCUGGUGCAGCAGACACAGGUGGAGGUUCAGGCCUUAAGGGAGGAGCUUGACCAGUCGGGCAUCCAAUCAGCAGCCAGUGCCAAAACCUUAGAUGAAAGAAUCAGACUUCUCCGAGAGGUUGAGAAGCUCAAAGCAAAUUUAAUGGAAACUGAGGAAAAUCGUGCUAAGGUCUUGGAGAGGGCGAAAAGACAUCAAAGGGUCCAUGCCAUGAACCAGAGUAAAAUGGAGCGAGAACUACAUCUGCUUGACGACAUGAUUGAAACUGUCAGACAGACAUUGUCCUCUAUACCCGAUCUGGUCAAGAGCUGUCCUGAAUUACAAAAGCUUGCAGAAUUUCUUGGAUAAGUUGGCGAAAGUUAACAAAUGUGUUAGUUGAAUUUUUUAAAAGUAAUACAUUAUCAGUAAACCAUUUAAACUAAAUAAAAUUCUUUAGACAUUAUUUCUAGAGAAGUGUUGGCCAAUCAGCUGACUUUGUAAGAUUGAUUUUAAUGUUGAAUUAGUGUAAUGACACAAUCUGUUCAAAAACGUCAUCAUCUUAAUUUAAAUUCUGUACAUGUGUUUUAAACUAUUAGAAUUGUUACCAUUAACAAAUAAAUAAAUUUAACAGAAAUUCCCGACUGAA
Molecule: messenger RNA, 5133 nt
Organism: Danio rerio (zebrafish)
Lineage: Eukaryota; Metazoa; Chordata; Actinopteri; Cypriniformes; Danionidae
Source: RefSeq, a predicted model, not a curated record